This is a messenger RNA of Hyla sarda, 6380 nucleotides long. Its product is annotated as A.superbus venom factor 1-like. The record is from RefSeq and is a predicted model, not a curated record. Gene Ontology annotation, molecular function: protein binding; endopeptidase inhibitor activity. Bases 1 to 5352 code for a protein of 1783 amino acids. Gene Ontology annotation, cellular component: extracellular region. The transcript is spliced from 43 exons. Lineage: Eukaryota; Metazoa; Chordata; Amphibia; Anura; Hylidae.
AUGUACAACUAUCUGUCAAAAGAGUCACCAAUUACUCCAGUGUUUUAUACGGUACCGAAGAUCCACAAAGACCCACUGAAUCCCCCGGGGAGACCUAUAGUAGCCUCGGUGGAUUCAGUGUUGUCUCCCCUAAGCAUUUUGUUGGAAAGAACAUUAACCCCAUUAACAAAAAACACAAGGGCCUUCCUAUUGGAUACUACAGCUUUCUUGCAAGAAUUAUCAGAAAUUUGUGAUGUCACCAAUGAAACAUGGCUCAUCUCUAUUGACGUUUGCAGCCUGUACACGUCAAUAGUUCAUACGAAGGGACUUGAAGCCACAGAAUGGCUGUUAAACACAAGACUGAAAUUCACCCUAGUCUGUGAUCAGACUCAGGUGAGCUUCCUGGACACCAUGGUGCAAAAAGAUGGGAAAGGAGGUCUUAAAACAGAUCUGUUCCGGAAAGAAACUGACCAGAACAAAACAAUAAAGAAAGGAGGCCACAGGACAAGCAUUGAAAAGAUCAGUAUAUUUAGCCUUAUUUUUAUAUUAACACAUUGUGGACUUUAUGAUUUAUACAUGUAUGUAAACAAUGUUUUGGUUUCUAUGACAACCUGCUUUGCAUUGAUUGCUCCCAAUAUCAUACAUACUGGAAAUGAGGAGAACAUUGUCAUACAGUGUCAUGAAUGUGCACCUGAUAUGAAUUUGCCAGUGAAGAUCAUGGUGAACAAUUUUCCAAAGGAUGACAAGAACCUUUACCAGACAGCCACUACUCUAACUGCUUCAAACAAUUAUCUGACAACAGCAAACAUCAAAAUUCCUUACAAUUACCUUACUUCUGACAGAAAUGAAAAACAAUAUGUUAUUGUUCGUGCCAGUUCCCUGCAACUAUUUGAAAUCGAAAAGGUUAUCCUUGUUUCGCCUCACACAGGGUAUAUUUUCAUUCAAACAGACAAAACCAUCUAUACACCAAACCAAAAUGUAAACUACCGGAUUUUCACCACUGAUCAAAACUUGGAUCCAGCAGAUCAACAAGUCACUGUGUCAUUGCAGAACCCAAACAGUGUAAUUGUUCAUAGGGAAGAUAAGAUGCCUUCAAAAGGGCUGACAACAAUGACCAUGAAGAUUCCAGAACUGGUAAACAUUGGAACAUGGAAAAUCAUUGCAAAGUUUAGCCAUUCACAACAGAAAGAAUACACAAUGCAGUUUGAAGUGCAAGAGUAUGUGCUUCCAACUUUUAAAGUUGAGCUAGAAACAGAAAAAAAGUUCUUUUAUUAUAAGGAUGAAGAACUGGUUGUUAAUAUUAAAGCCACGUAUCUGUUUGAUAAAAAUGUAAAUGGCUAUGCUGUUGCCAUAUUUGUAUUGUUCAAAGAUUCCCUGAAGACCUUACAUGGAUCUAUGAAAAGAGUACAGAUAACUGAGGGAAAAGGAAGUAUAGCUCUUAAAAGGGCACAACUCUUGGAAGCUGUCAAUAAUGAAAAUGAGCUCAUUGGGUAUUACAUUUAUUCAAACGUGACAGUAUUUUCAACAGAUGGUGAUUAUGUUACAGCACACAAAACCAACAUCAAGAUCGUGUCCUCGCCAUAUAAUAUUGCACUUAUUAGGACUCCAUCUUAUUUCAUACCUGGUGCUCCAUUUAAAUUAACAGUGUCUGUUAAAAACCCUGACAUGACUCCUGCAGCAAAUGUUCCUGUAGUUUGUGGAAAGGAUGAAGGACGAUCAUCACAGGAAGGACUGGUGGAGCUGAAAAUGAAUACACAAGCCAGUCAAAAAGAGCUAACAUUAACUCUCAAAACUGCUGAUAGAAAUUUGCAGGAUGAACAACAGGCUACUGUAACAAUGACUGCAAAAGCAUACCAACCCACAUGGAAACAAAACUUUCUCCACAUAGAUUGUGAACUCGUAAAUGAUAAUGUCAAUAUCAAUCUCAACAUACAAACAGAAGACAAUUUAAAAGAAAACAUUAAAUACUUCACUAUUCUGGUUACGAGUAGAGGAAAAAUAUUACAGACAAUAUUUCAAAAAAGGGGUAAAGGAGAACUUCUUUCUGCAGUAAGGUUGACUGUGACACCAGACAUGCUACCUUCCUUCAGGAUUGUGGCUUACUACUACCUAUUUAUCGAAGAAAGAUUUCUUGAAUUAGUAUCUGACUCUGUCUGGCUUAAUAUGAGAAGAACCUGCAAGGGCACGCUAAAAAUAAAUCCACCCAGAAGGCGUGUAAAUGUUUACAAACCUCAUGAGAUGGUAGAACUUGGUUUGGUUGGAGAUAAAGGAGCAACUGUGGGUUUAGUGGCUGUAGACAAAGGAGUAUUUGUCCUAAACAACAAAUCCAGGCUCACCCAAGACAAGAUAUGGGAUGAUGUACAGCAAAAUGACAUUGGAUGCACACCAGGAAGUGGCGCUAACCCUUUGGGUGUAUUUCAAGAUGCUGGCUUAGAUUUUACAACCAAUUUAAAUAUACAAACUUCACCAAGAAGAGAUUUUACCUGCACUUCAAGCCAACAUGGACGAAGCCGUCGUUCAAUAGAAAUUUUAGAAGCAAAGCAAAAGAAAGCAAGUUCAGCUCCAGAACAUCUGAGACUUUGUUGUUUGGCUGGAUUGCAUGAGAGUCCUAUAGGACUUUCAUGUAGUAAGAGAAGAAAACAGGUUCAGCAGGGGGAGGAAUGUGCAAACAUGUUCUUUGAGUGCUGCUUCCAUGUGGAGGAGCUGAAAAAACGAUUUAACGCUGAUUUUGGAAUCGACAGGUCUUUUGAUGGUGACACUGAAGAAGAUCUGGAAGAUGACAUUACACCCCGAAGUAAUUUCCCUGAGAGCUGGCGCUGGAAUGUUCUGCACCUUGAAGAAGAAUCAAAAAAAGACACUGUCGAUGUGGCAUUGCCUCUUAGGCUACCGGACUCCAUCACCACUUGGGUGGUACAAGCAAUCAGCAUUAGGAAAGACAAAGGCAUCUGUGUAUCAGAACCUUAUGAAGUGACCACCUUUAAAGAGUUCUUUGUUGACCUGAGAAUGCCUUACAGUGUUAUAAGAAAUGAGCAAGUACAGAUCCGAGCAGUAGUUCACAACUAUAUGACGCAGCAAGCUAAGGUCAACGUGAAAUUCUUCUAUAAUGAAAAUGUAUGCAGUUUGGCUACCAAAUCCAGAGGUUAUCAGGAAACAGUUAGAGUACCAGCAGAAUCAUCCAAGGUGGUAUACUUUGUUGUAGUCCCACUCAAAGCAACAGAAGUUUACAUAGAUGUUUUGGCUAUGUCGGAUGGUUUCUCAGACCGAGUGAGAAAAAUACUCCAUGUGUUGCCAGAGGGGAAACUUGUGAGGAAACAAUCUUUAAGCCAAUCGCUAGACCCUAAAGGAAGCCCUCAGCGGAUCCAAAUCAAAACUGAGGAUUUAGAAGGAAUGGUGCCUGAUAGCGAUGCCACAAGCUUCAUUAGCAUACAAGGAGAUAUCAUGGGAGAGACUUUGCUGGGUAUCUUAGAUCAUAACUAUCUUGGAUCUCUUAUAUAUGUUCCGUAUGGCUGCCCAGAACAGAACAUGUUCUCAACAACUCUAAAUGUCAUUCUGACUAAGUAUUUAGAUGCCACUAAAAGGUGGGAUGCUGUUGGUGCUGAAAAAAGAAGAACGGCUGUAAAUAAUAUUAUUAAAGGCUAUCAGAAGCAAAUAUAUUAUUUCUCUGGUGACUCUUUUCAGGGAAGCACCUGGUUGACUGCAUAUGUAGUGAAGAUAUUUUCACUGGCUUUUAAGGCAGAUUUACUGGAUGUUAACAAAGACAUCCUCUGUAACAGUUCUAUGUGGUUGGUCAAAAAUCAGAAAGACAAUGGUGAAUUUCAGGAGCUUGGAAUUGUAUAUACAAAAACCAUGCAGGGUGGAUAUGCAGAGUCAGAAUCCUCUCUAACAGCAUUUGUACUUAUUGCACUAGCAGAAUUAGGAAACACGUGUGGUUAUCUAGAAAUUAAAGAAGCAAUGAAGAAAGCCGAAAAGUAUCUUGCAGCUGAACUUCCAAAGUUAAAACAUACAUAUAGUGCUGCUAUAACCUCUUAUGCUCUGUCUUUAGUAGGGAACACUCAAAAUGAAGAUAUUAUUGAUUUAUUUGCAAGUAAAGAUAGGACUUACUGGCCAGUUGGCAAGUCUCUGUUUACUGUGGAAGCCACUGGGUAUGCCCUUCUUCAAAAACUAAAGCUCAGAAAAUUUGAAGAAGCCCAUAAAAUUGCAGAAUGGCUGGUGAAAGUAAGAGCUUUUGGGGGAGGAUACAGUUCAACACAGGCCACCAUAAUUGCACUUCAAGCCUUGUCACAAUACCAAAUAGAUACAAGCGCCCCUCAAACUGUAAGCUUAGAUGUCACACUUGUUGUAGAAGGAAGGCAAAGACCACUUGAGUUUUCUAUACGGAAUGCAGAUAUGUAUUUGGAAAGGACAACUAAGGUUCCAGCAAAUAAAAAUCUCACCAUUGAAGUGACAGGAACUGGUAAAGGCACCGUAACAGUCAUGACAGUUUACCAAGCCUUACUGAAUGCAGAAAAACAGUGCAAUGGAUUUACAUUAGAAGCAGAGGUGAAACCACACGAAACAAAAGCUGAUACAUAUACCCUCCACCUGCGAACUAGAUACCAAGGUGAAUUACCUGCUACCAUGACCCUUAUUGAAGUAACCAUGCUCUCAGGCUUCUCGCCAAUUGUUGAGGAUCUAAAAAAGUUGGAGAAUAAGGUAGAAAAUUACAUUAUGAAGUUUGAAACCCAAAGCUCUACAUCGAACGGAACUGUUGUACUGUACUUGACCAAGGUUCCUAAUAAUGAAGACUUUGAGAUUGGAUUCGGAAUUCAUAAGAACUUUGAAAUAGGACUUCUUCAACCAGCGGACAUUUCCAUAUACGAGUAUUAUGAUCUCGAUAAAAAAUGCAGCACGUUUUAUAACCUUCCCGAGGAGAGUGGCCAUUUAAGGAAAAUCUGCAAAGGGUCUUCAUGCAAAUGUGCUACAGAAAAAUGUGCAUCUCUACGCAAAAUGACUGAUAAAGACACACUACAAGAAAUGGCGUGUGCAGUAGGUGUAGACUUUGUUGUUAAGGUUCAGCUGACACACUCAAGCAGAGAAGCCAACUAUGAUUUCUACAAUUUCACCAUCUUGGAUGUAAUCAAAGAAGGAGCAAACAUUGUGCACUCAUCCACUGGUCAGAGACAGUUCCUUAAUCACAUGGCUUGUAGCCAAUCACUUGAACUGCAAACCAACAUGAAUUAUCUUAUAAUGAAUCACUAUUCUAACGUAUGGGAGACUUUAUCAUUGGAAAGUUACAUGUUUAGCAGUAAAACAUUCAUACUGCAUUGGCCAGAAGGGAGUGAAACGUUAAAAGAAUUCACAGACACCAUGAAAGAAAACGGAUGUGAUACUUAAAAACCAUUACACAGGAUUUGCAUCUGUUUUAUUACAUUAAAAAUUUAUUUUACUGAUAACUGAUGCUUUUUAUGAAUAAAUAUCUUAGACAAAUUUACCUAAUAGUUCUUGUAUGUAUACUUUUCACUGGUUAUUUGAUAAAAUGUAUUUCAUACAUACAGUAUAGUUUGUGUGCUACAGAAACUACAGUGCUGUCCUGUUACUUUUUUUGUGAGACCAAUAAAAUUGCUAUCAAACGCACAUCACCCUGUAUUAAUGGCAGAGGAAUUUUAUGAACUGCAUAAAUGAUUACUAGUCACAUGAUUAAGCGUGUCAUGUGAAAGCUCAGUAAAUGAACAUAGAUCCUAGAUGAUGAACAUGUGACAUUGAUGUUUAAGUGUUUACUGUGAAAAACACAACUUUAGGCUGUAUGUGAAUUUUGCUUUAGAUGCCAUAAGUUACAAGGAUCCUCCUGUCAUACAUUAAGAAAAUCUUCAGACCUAUUAGCAGUAAAGGGUCUAUUUCUUGUCAAACUGCAGACUUUUGGUAAAGUGAUAGAUGCCUGCCCUUUUUGUCCCAAAAUCCCAACUCAUCAACCUGCCCCUUCCAGUAUGGUGACAUGCUCUCCCCCACCUUUCCCAGCACUAAACAAAACUUCAACGGCUCUGUGUUCUUUGUAUCAGCAUUAGUCGAGUGCAGGACUUGCUGAAGCGACCUCCAUCCCGUCAACUGCUGGACUAUUCUGGGUACAGGCAGUAAUUUUUUUUUGUUCAUGCAAAGCAUAGAUUACAGAGAAACCAAAAUAUAAGUAAAAAUAAAAAUGUAGAUUUUACUUUUGAAGACAAAUGCUAUUGCUCAGAAACCUUACAGGGUUUUAUUAUUUACAUUUUCCCCCCUCUUUUCCUGCCUUACCUAAUUUCAUCUUCAACUUUUUGUAGUCCUUAGGUCUUAUUGCUCAACAUCCACCGAUAUGCCUUUUUUGUUAGUUAAAGAAAGAAAUUCCACAUUUUCACAUAUUCAGGAGAUAAAUGAUGGAUGUUUUAGGCUAA